AAGCUGCUCAUCGAGCAAAGCUUUCGAAGAGUUUUGAGCUACUGAUCAAUCACCACAGUUGUUUUCUAUAUAUAUAGCUGGAACAAUAGAGACGACUAUGAGCACAGCGGACGAGACAGAAGAGCAACUUAUCGCGAGACACAAGAAGGAGCAGAAGAACCUCAUUGCUACCGUCACAGGGCUGAAGAAGCAGGCCACCAAGUCCAAGCGUAAAGAGGUGAACAAGAAGUGCCUAGAGAUGGAGCUCGACUUGAAAGAAAGACAUGAGAAGGAGCUGAAGGAACUAAGAAUUAGAAACGGUGAAGAAGAAGCCGAAGAGGAGAUCACGCCAGAGAUGCUCUUAGCACAGGUUGAGAUCGAUGCAAAGGAGAGCGAGCCUAAAGCGGAGAAGAAACCGGAGACUGCUGAAGUACAACCGAAGCCGAAGCGUAAUAGACAGAGGGAGAGAUUACAGAGACGCCAGGCCGAGAUUGAACAGAAGAGAGCAGAGGCAGAGGCAGAGGCUGCAGAGCAGCCUAAUCUGAAAGAGAUUGAACAAGAACAUUUGGACACAUUGUGUGCGAUGAACAACCUAGUACAAUUUGAUAUAAAGCCAGAUGGUAACUGUCUGUUUGCCUCGAUCGCAGAUCAGUUGGAACAACGUCAAGGUAUCAAGAUUUCCGUACAGGAGUUGAGAACCAAGGCUGUUAACCAUAUCAGAGCAGAUCCAAAUACGUUUACACCGUAUCUGUUUGAUGAGGAGACCAUGUCUUUGAAGGACAUUAACGAAUAUACCGAAACCAUUGAGAAGACAUCCGCAUGGGGGUCUGAUUUGGAAAUCUUAGCACUUGCAAAGGAAUUCGAUUGUCCAAUCAGUAUCAUGAUGAGUGGGAGUUCGACUAUGAAGAUAAACGAAGACGGUAAUGGUGAAGAGUUAAAGUUGGUCUACUACAAGCAUAGUUAUUCGCUUGGUGAGCAUUAUAACUCGCUUCGUGAUGCCAAUUAGAAUGUGGGUAUUGAUAACGAAAUCACUAGCUUCCGAUUGUGUUACCUGUUUGUACGUUAAUUCCAUCCAUUCUCUUUUGUAUGAGUUUCGCCCUAGUUCGUACAUUUUCAACUUUCAAAAAGGCACCAAACAGCCUUAGAAGCUCAUCAUCAUCAAACUGUACCAUCUGAGUGAGCAUGUCCUCCUCAAGGAGAUCAGAAUCAACAAGCCGCGAGAGGUCUCUGUAUAAAGUCCUCAAAUCCUGGACUCUCUUAUCCUUAAAGUACUGGUCUCUCCAAUCAAUCUCUGAUGGAACAUUGGUCUUCGAUCUCUUCAAAACUACCUGAUGGCCAGCAUCAGCAGCGUCAGGGAGAGGUCUUUUCACUCGAAUGCCUUCUCCUUGGAACGUUUGAUCGAGGCCUUGAGGAUCAAUGAGGCCCUGCACACUUGAUCUAGUAUCAACACCAAGCGGUUCCAGCCCCCUCCAAGGCCU
Messenger RNA from Williopsis jadinii, 1457 nucleotides. It is a transcript of the gene OTU2, whose product is annotated as deubiquitinase OTU2. Lineage: Eukaryota; Fungi; Ascomycota; Saccharomycetes; Phaffomycetales; Wickerhamomycetaceae. Gene Ontology annotation, molecular function: cysteine-type deubiquitinase activity. Bases 98 to 985 code for a protein of 295 amino acids. The transcript has 2 exons. Gene Ontology annotation, biological process: protein deubiquitination. The record is from RefSeq and is a predicted model, not a curated record.